UGUAAUAUUGUACCUGUAAGAUCUGAUAUCACUUUACUUCAAGUCCCAAGAUAAGAAAAGACCAGUUGUUACUCGAUGGAGACUCUACGUGGUGUCUUCCCCGCUGUGCCGACGGAGGCGCUUCUGCGCGUGCUGGAGAUCUGCGACCAGAGCGUAGCUGUGGCGUCCACUUGGCUCUUGGAAAACGAAUGGCAAGAUCUCACUGACGCUCAGGACGAGGAAGAAGAAGAGGGAGAUGAACAUGUAAUCCUCACUUCAAAUGUUACAUCAAAUGUAACAUCUGCUACUCAGCAUGCUGGACAACCUGCAACAGGCCCGUACUUCGCUCGUCGCUCAACUGCCGGGCACCAAUUUCAAGAAGAUAUUGAGAGUGAAGAUGAGGACGAAGUUGGAGACGAUGAUGAAGACGAAGAAGACAUGUAUUACGACUCGGGCGACGAAGGAGAAUUUAUGGUGGAGAGAAUACCACCGCUUACCAAAAGGGUCAAGAUCACCACCAAUUUAACAGAGAAAAGUGGAGAAAUCAAAGCUGACGACUUCUGGGUGGCAUUUGACGGCCAAGUGGUGGUCAAAAGCAUGAUUGAGCUACUUAAUACGACGUUAAGUAAGUUGGCGCACAGAAAUGUGGUGUUACUGACUAAACCAGUGAAGGAGCUGGAUAAGGCAACAGCAACAACGAAGCUCGAGUCGAUACUGGUUCCUAAAGAUUCCAAAAUCGUUAAUGGUGAGCACUUGCAGUCUUGUCGAGAUGCAGACAACCGAAUUACUCUAGCAAACUUGCUGAAUGGUGGAGAGAAUGUGAAAUCACCGAUGACAACAGUGCCUGUGGUGCCUGUGGGUCAAAAGCGGAAGAGAGGAACGGCGGCGAAAGAGUCUUCGCGUUGUGGCUUCUUUGCUUACUUCUUUCCAGUAAAGGAACUGGAUUUGAUAUGGCGUAGCGUGAUGCACGCACAUUUAUUAAAGGGUCAAUUUGGGGAAAAGAUUGAGUUUCACACGGCAGCAAGCGGCUCGUUCAGUAAGCGAGAUUUUGACGAGCUGAUGCACAUCCAAAGCUCUGCACUGUCCUCUCGCGCAGCAUCGUUUGGUUUCUCCCCGUUGUCAGCACUAAAGUGCUGUUUGAUUCUUCCAUGCAAGGCAAACGAGGAUGAAAUAUUUCGCGUUGGGAAAAACGUUCAUGCCACCUUGAAAGUUGACGGAAACUUGUAUUUCCAAGACGUUGUUGACACCAGCGUUGUCGACACUCGCAGGGGUCAUUUUGAGUCUCCUAACGAUGAUGAAAACCUAACGGAAGAGCGUUUUCGUCAGUUUGCGAGAUACCGCGUCAAGGAGCAAGAGGAGGUAAACGCAGAGCCUGCUGCAUCAGGCAAAGUUGGCGUUGAUCCUUAUAUGCCGUACCAACAACCACAUACGAUGAAAUAUUGUCUCGAGAUACUAGAUUCAUCAAAAUGGAGCCCCUGUCUUGCUGAUUAAAGUGUGAUUGGAACGGCAGACACAACAGGCAUUUGAUCACUCAUAAACUUGCGUUAACCCGUUAUACUGGGUAACUUUGGAAGAUGACUCUGCUUAGCUCUAUAAGCUGAGCGGUUAUGGUCAGUUGAGGAAUGAAUGUAUGUAUGAUGUUUUUUUUAUCAUGGUACACGUAUGUGUGCAUUAUUCAGUCUGGCGAUACUUUGAAGUAAAUCAAGUAUGUUACCCAAAGCGCAUAGUGGCU
Phytophthora nicotianae INRA-310 is the source of this 1711-nucleotide messenger RNA. RefSeq lists its product as hypothetical. The record is from RefSeq and is a predicted model, not a curated record. The transcript is spliced from 7 exons. Lineage: Eukaryota; Oomycota; Peronosporomycetes; Peronosporales; Peronosporaceae. The coding region runs from base 76 to 1470 and encodes 464 amino acids.